Molecule: messenger RNA, 577 nt
Organism: Triticum dicoccoides
Lineage: Eukaryota; Viridiplantae; Streptophyta; Magnoliopsida; Poales; Poaceae
Product: cytochrome P450 76M5-like
Exons: 2
Coding region: 1-459 (152 amino acids)
Molecular function (GO): monooxygenase activity; oxidoreductase activity, acting on paired donors, with incorporation or reduction of molecular oxygen; iron ion binding
Source: RefSeq, a predicted model, not a curated record
AUGCAGCAGCUGUACAGAUCUCUAGACAUCUCCAUCCACUUAUAUGGCCUAGUUGCACGCGACUGUGAUUCUACUAAAUGGCAUUCUGGUCCCAUAAUUAUGAUCGGCUUGGUAUGUGUGAUCUUCAACGUCUGGGUGAUAAUACGGGACCCGGUGACGUGGGAGAGGCCCGACAAGUUCGUGCCAGAGAGGUUCCUGGGCAUGGCCGAUGCGGACCAGGCGGUGGACUUCCGGGGCAAGGCGUUCGAGUUCAUCCCGUUCGGGUCCGGCCGGAGGCUGUGCCCCGGCGUGCCGAUGGCGGAGCGCGUCGUGCCGUUCAUCCUGGCCUGUCUGCUGCGCGCGUUCGAGUGGCGGCUGCCGGACGGCGUGUCGGCGGAGGAGCUGGACGUGAGCGAGAGGUUCACCACCGCCAACGUGAUGGCUGUCCCCCUCAAGGUCGUGCCCGUCGUGGUCACCUAAUCAAUGGACGUCACAACGUGGAAGUACACGUCGCAGUCUUUUUCGCCAAGAUUUCGAUCGUGAUUGGAUUACUCAUCUGUCUUGUGUACAUGUCAACAUAACACACCAUCUUAAUUAU